This is a messenger RNA of Eremothecium gossypii ATCC 10895, 1242 nucleotides long. It is a transcript of the gene TEF4, whose product is annotated as translation elongation factor EF1B gamma. Bases 1 to 1242 code for a protein of 413 amino acids. The transcript has 2 exons. The record is from RefSeq and is marked provisional. Gene Ontology annotation, molecular function: translation elongation factor activity. Lineage: Eukaryota; Fungi; Ascomycota; Saccharomycetes; Saccharomycetales; Saccharomycetaceae. Gene Ontology annotation, cellular component: nucleus; cytoplasm. Gene Ontology annotation, biological process: translational elongation.
AUGUCUCAGGGUACUUUGUACGUUAAGAAGACCUGCCGCUCGAUGCUGCCUCAGAGCAUCGUCGAGCACUACAACUUGGACGUCUCUAUUGUCGAUGCCGACAAGAACGAGGAGUUCGAGAAGAAGUUCCCAUUGAAGCGCGCUCCAGCGUUUUCCUGUGCGGCUGGAAAUCUAACUGAGACCAUGGCCAUCACCUAUUACUUGGUCAACCUAAUCCAGGACGAGAAGGCCAAGGCUGCUCUGCUUGGCUCCACGCUAGAGGAGCAGGCACAGGUGUUGCGCUGGGAGUCUUUGACCAACACCAACUUCAUUGACGACGUUGCCUCUGCCUUCCUAUACCUAGAGGGUAUUGUCCCAUUCAACAAGCGCGACAUGGAGAACCGCAUCGCCAGCGCCGAACGCAUCGCCGAGGUCUACGAACAGAGACUACGCAACUACACCUACCUAGCCACGGAGAACGUGUCUGUCGCGGACAUCCUGGCUGUCGGCGGCUUCGAGCUAGCGUUCACCAACAUCUGGGGCGCGCAGUGGCGCGCGGCCCACCCAGCCAUCUGCAGAUGGUUCAACACCUUGGCUAACAGCCCGCUGUUGAAGAAGCACAUCGACCUCUCCAAGUUGGUGCAGGAGCCUAAGAAGGUGGCUGCGCCAAAGAAGGAGAAGAAGGAGAAGAAGGAGCAGCCAAAGAAGAAGGAGCAGCCAAAGAAGGAGAAGGAGGCCGCCCCAGCCGCCGAGGAGCCUGCCGAGCCAAAGAAGCCUAAGCACCCUCUAUCUCUACUUCCUCCAGCCACCCUCAACCUCGAGGACUGGAAGAGAAAGUACUCCAACGAGGACACCCGUCCCGUCGCCCUCCCAUGGUUCUGGGAGCGCUACAACCCAGAGGAGUACUCCAUCUGGAAGGUGGGCUACAAGUACAACGACGAGUUGACCUUGACGUUCAUGUCCAACAACUUGAUCGGCGGUUUCUUCAACCGUCUGUCUGCCUCCACCAAGUACAUGUUCGGCUGCCUAGUCGUCUACGGGGAGAACAACAACAACGGUAUCGUCGGUGCCAUCAUGGUGCGCGGCCAGGACGCCAUCCCAGCCUUCGACGUGGCCCCAGACUGGGAGUCCUACGACUACGUCAAGUUGGACACCUCCAAGGAGGAGGACCGUGAGUUCAUCAACGACAUGUGGGCCUGGGACAAGCCGGUCAUGGUCGAUGGUGUCGCCCGUGAGAUCGCAGACGGCAAGGUGCUCAAAUAA